AUGGAUGAUAAUAUUUCAGUUACUUUAAUUUUAAAAUUAGUUAAUAGUAUCAAGGAGAAUUUUCAGGACAUUUAUACAGAUGAGAACUCAUUCCACACAAAGAUUGGCCAGACAUUUAAUUCUAAAGAUGGCAAUGCUAAGCCCAAUGAAUUAGAGGAAGUUUCUAAGCUAAGUGAAUUAAUUAAAGCACAUGCUACUAAAUUAGGUAUUGUUUUGUCACCAUCACAAAUCACUAAAAAGGCUGAAGAUGGAAAUAAAGUUUUUAAUGAUAUUAAUCCUCGGGUGGUUAAACCAAUUUUUCAAGAAUUAACUUCAUUGACCAAUUCUGUGUUUUAUUUAUUAAGUGUUUUGCCACUAUUUUAUGAUAAUACUGUUACCACUACUAAUUACAAAAACAAGAAUUACUAUCCGUGUUUUUUUAUUAAUGAUCUAGAUACUAACGUACUAGGAAUAGUUACUUCAUUAUCUAACGUUGCACAAGCUACUAAAAGUAUAAUACUUGCUAACACUACCCUUGAACAAGUCAAAAUGGACGAGUCAGACCAGGUAGCUUUUGGUGAGGAUAAUAGAUUAAUAUGCAUAGGUAAAAUGUGGGCCUCUUGUGAUGAAUUGAAAAAAUUGUGCAAAUUAAAUUCAUUUGGUGUUAUCACAUCUAAGAUCAACACUAUUUCUAUAAAAUUAUUGAAUGAUACAUUAACAGAACUACAAGACUGGCUGGAAGAUCCCCAAUUAUCUAACUCGGAUGAUCCAUUUGAUAUAAAUUAUGAUACUGAUGAUGAUCAAGAGGACGGCGAUUUAGACAAAGAAGAACUGAGUGAAGAAGCUUUAGAAAAUAUGAUUGAGUAUGUUAAACGGUGGAUACAAAAAAUAAAGUUCAUUAAGCUAUUGAUGAGCGGCUUAAAUCAGCAAUUAAAUAGAGUUUCUAAAAAAAAACAAACCAAAAAGCUGGCUGGCGAAUUAGAUCAACUAUAUACCUUGCAAAACAAUGUUAUUGUCCAAACCGAUGAAUUGGUCAGUACUCUGUUUUUGUUAGGAAAUGAUUUUGAUAAGAACGAUCAAGAAUUGACAUCCAUUGUGGACACUUUGGAUAAUAAAUAUUUAAAAAAAAUAUGUCAGAUAGUUGGCGAUUUGGGUGAAGAAAAGGGAACUUCCUGGGUUAAGACUUGGUGUACUAAAUAUAAUGAUAUAUAA
Saccharomycodes ludwigii is the source of this 1191-nucleotide messenger RNA. RefSeq lists its product as uncharacterized. The transcript has a single exon. Gene Ontology annotation, biological process: regulation of cell cycle. Gene Ontology annotation, cellular component: nucleus. Bases 1 to 1191 code for a protein of 396 amino acids. NCBI's taxonomy places the organism in Eukaryota, Fungi, Ascomycota, Saccharomycetes, Saccharomycodales, Saccharomycodaceae. The record is from RefSeq and is a predicted model, not a curated record.